Ylistrum balloti is the source of this 789-nucleotide messenger RNA. RefSeq lists its product as uncharacterized. The transcript has a single exon. The coding region runs from base 1 to 789 and encodes 262 amino acids. NCBI's taxonomy places the organism in Eukaryota, Metazoa, Mollusca, Bivalvia, Pectinida, Pectinidae. The record is from RefSeq and is a predicted model, not a curated record.
AUGCCACAAGUGCACAACCGGAAGUUGGCGAUGAUGGCCGACAGUAGUAUCUUUAACAAAAACUCAAGAUACAUGGCGACCAAUCGUAUGACAGAGGGAAGCAAAAGACGGAUUCGCGCCUUCAACUUCGUUGAAAACAAACUAACACGAAUUAAACUAAACUUUUUCGAUCGCCAUGCGGAGAUUGACUUGAGGCGCCGGGAACGCGAACGUCAGACAAUAAUGGACAGUCUGAAACGCACUCUGGCUUACAAGCUGGUGGUGGAAAAGCACAACGUAACGAACGCUGUCGACUAUCAAAAGGCGCUCGAUGAUGAUUACUCCAGCACAGCGCUCCGACAUGACGUCAAACACAUGAUGCAAUACAUGGAACCAGAUAAAGUGCGAGAGAGGAAGGCAAAAGCUCUGAUCAAUGAAAACCGUCGGCGAUACACCAACAUCAUACAGAGAAACAAAAACUCUUUGGAUCUUAUCUGUCCACCAAAACGUACUUCCAGAUAUCUGUUUGAUGAGGACGCGCUCAAGAAAAAUGAAGACGAUGAGGAGAACUCAAGAGCACCGUCUACAGCGGAACCAAGCGGCGCGGGUAGCAUUUUCGCGCGACGUUUGCCUUUGAAACCUUUGCUUCCUACGAAAAAGCAUACCAUUACGCGCUCUUUCCUUUUAGAGAAUGCACAGAAGUCAAUGGACGUUAUGGACACUAACCCAUCACCAUCCAAACACGCUUACGACCUUCCCCCUGUACAACUUCACAAAAAGUUCCCUCCAGCAAUUGCUGUUCAGGCAUAA